Neoarthrinium moseri is the source of this 1074-nucleotide messenger RNA. RefSeq lists its product as uncharacterized. Gene Ontology annotation, cellular component: Dsc E3 ubiquitin ligase complex. The record is from RefSeq and is a predicted model, not a curated record. Lineage: Eukaryota; Fungi; Ascomycota; Sordariomycetes; Amphisphaeriales; Apiosporaceae. Gene Ontology annotation, biological process: SREBP signaling pathway; protein processing. The coding region runs from base 1 to 1074 and encodes 357 amino acids. The transcript has 2 exons.
AUGAACCAUGAUCCCUCCCCGAGCUCGCCGGCGCACCCUGACCCCGACCCUGCCAGCCCAGCCCGUCGCAGCCACGCCGCUGCUGUUAACGGAGGCGAUGUCGACGAGCAGCAGCACCAGCGACAAGACAAUGGCUCUGCCCCGGGUUCGCGACGCCGGCGCCAGGAGCCGCACCUCUCCAAGAAGGCCAAGGCGGGACUCACCAAGAAGCUCGACUUCCUGCUUCACCUGCUCCUGUGCCUCGACACCCUGAUAUACGCCGAGCUGGGCACACUGUACUAUAUGGACUGCUCCUUCUUCCGCCUCAUGAUCCGCUGGAUCCCGCACUGGCUCUUCCUCGGCGUCAAGGCCGACCACGUCAUCCUGCCGCUGCUGAACUACCCCGUGGGGCUGAUCGUGGGCGCCAACGCGCUGUGCAUGCUGCUGCACCUGGCGACGGCGCUGCCCACCGCCGGCGAGGCCGCGCGCGGCUACCUGCACGGCGGCGUGCUGGUCGACUUCGUCGGCCAGAAGCCGCCCUCGUCCCGCCUCGUCCUGCUGCUGCUCGACGCCGUCGUCCUGGCCCUGCAGUGCGUCAUGCUGGCCGUCAGCAUGGAGAAGGACCGCGUCAAGAAGAUCGUCAGCCCGCCCCAGCAGCCGCAGACCGCCGACGCGGCGGGCGCGGGCGCGGGCGCGGCGGACGCGCCGCCCGUCACGGGCCAGGACCACGACGCGGAGGAGCGAGGCGUUCUCCGAGAUGCGCCGGCGGCAGACGCAACGGAUGAUAUCGAGAUGCAGCCCCUGGGAGGCAACGACGACGGGGAUGAAGAACGGUCUUCGCUUCUGGGCCGGCGGAGAACUGACGAUUACGAGAAUCUUGAGGACGUCUUGUCGUCCGGGAACGCGAUACUGGCCGACCUGCACGUGAGACAUGCGCUGAGGACGGCCUGGACGGACCGGGGAAACACGUCACAGGCCGCGGCGGCGUAUACGCUGCAGAAUGUGGGCUACAAUGCCACCCUGGCGGCCCUGGCAGCGCAGAGGAGGGCCAGGCUCGCGGCGGCGCAGACGGGGGCCCAGGUGGGACGGUCAUGA